Messenger RNA from Acanthosepion pharaonis, 453 nucleotides. The record is from the annotation of a GenBank genome assembly. NCBI's taxonomy places the organism in Eukaryota, Metazoa, Mollusca, Cephalopoda, Sepiida, Sepiidae.
AUGGGCAGCUGGCGGAAAUACAAAACUACAAACACAAAUCUCUCUAUCUAUCUAGGUAGCUAUCUAUCUAUUCGUUUGUCUAUCUCUAGUUCUAUCUAUCUAUCUAUCUAUCUAUCUAUUUGUAUGUCGGUCUAUCUAUCUAUCUAUCUAUUUGUAUGUCGGUCUAUCUAUCUAUCUAUCUAUCUAUCUAUCUAUCUAUCUAUCUAUCUAUCUAAAAAUUCAAAAGCCGGAUUUUAUAUUGAUAACCAUUUCUUUUUUCUUCCUCUAUCUUUUCUCUCUGUCCAUCUUCAUCUCUCUUUCUCUCAAUCUAUCUCUCUCCUCUGUCUGUCAAUUUGCAUUUCUCUUUCUUUAUCUACAUAUCUAUCUAACUUCACUGCCCAACUGUAUCUCUCUUUCUCCCUCUCUCUCUCUCCCAAGCAACAUAAAAAUAUACAUGCAGAUCUGAUUAGGUAG